AUGAAUUUAAAUAAUGGAGAAGAAGAUCCCGUUUUUAAUCAACAUUGUCUUGAAUUAGCUAAAUUAUUACGUACAGAACAAACAGAAGAUUUCCUUCAUCUCUACGAUAGUUUACCAUCAGAAUGGAAUGGGUUUCGACUUGAUACAGCAAAAGAAUACAUUCGUCAAUUACAAGAACUCGACGAGAACGAAUUCGAACUUGUUUAUCAACGUGUAUUUCGUAACGAAGACGAACAAAAACAUUCAAGCAUCCUUAUGUCACAAUUGCCAAUACAAUCAUCAAUAAUUCACAAUGAUGAGGAACUAACAAAUAAUCGAAUAACAUCUUUAUCGCAUAUUCAACAAAAACAAUAUUUUGAAAAAACAGCAGCCAAUAAUCUUGUUGCUAAUGAAAAAUAUGAUAUAGCAUCGAAAUCUUCCUCAUCAAUUAAAAAAAAUGCUGAUGAAACAAAUACAAAGGCACGUCGUCUUCAACCAAUCACCAAUAAUAACGAUACACAUACUAUGAUACAAAACAAUUGUCGUACACGUACUCCGGUUGAUUCUUUUGUUCAAUUGAAUCUUACAGUCGAAGAUUAUAAGAAGACAAGGGAUCCAAUGUCGACUAGCAAAACCGGUAAUACUAAUAAUCAAAUUUGUGUAUCUCAAACUACGGAUACAAAUCAAUCGAACGCAACGCAAACAAAUAUUCUUAAAAAACAAAAAUCAUCAACAAAAAAUAAAUCUCAUGAAGAGGCAAGUUUCGAUUACUUUUCAAAGUCUACGGAUGACGACAGACAACAAUCGCGAUCAUCAUCAUCAUCGCCAUCGACAGCAACAACAACAACUCGAUUAAUAACAUCAGCAAUUAACAAAAAUGACUUAUUGGACAAUCAAACAUAUUCAAAAUCAAAAUCAUUUGAACAUAGUAAAUUAAUUCCGAAUAAUGAUUUUGAUUCUCAUGGUUCGUCAGUAGCAACCAAAUCAUCAUCAGAAAAUAGUGGAAGUACACGAAAUGGUUCAGCUUCGGACAGUGACGAUGAACAUCGAAAAACGAAUUUUCUAUCAACGAAAAAUUCUUCUCAGCUAUCAAAAACCAAAUCAUUGCAUAAUGAUGACACACCAACAAUAGUGUUGAAUAAAACCAGCGAUUAUCGAACUAGUCAACAUGAUCGUAUUUCAUCCUUACCUCAACAAGAAAGUUAUGAAUUAGUUCAAUUGAAUGUUAAUGAUGAGCAUCAUUUACUUGCUAGUCAAGUACCACGUUUUAAAUUGCCUGCUAUGGAUGAUCCAAGCGGCAUUAAUAAUUCAACUAACGAUAUUCAUUCUUAUACGCCACAAAGGCCUCAGCAAAAUAAUUACUUAGUAUCUAGUCAACAAAAUCGAAAUCCCGAACAUCAUGAACAAUAUAAUACUCACCAUUCCAAUGCAUCGCAUAAACCUCCAAGUCGAUCAUCUAAAAAACGAAAACAAUUACAACAACAAGAAAUAAUUCGUACUGAAUUAAUACCGGGCCAUCGUGGUGAUCUUGAUGUUGAUGAACUUGUCAUGUUCAUUGAUGGUAAUUCGACAGCAAAACAAAAACAACGACACAAUUCAGCGCCGCUACGGCCAACAGAUACAAAUAAAUUCAAAACAAUAUCAUCAUUACCGGAUGCAAAUAGUAAUAAUAGUGGAACAUCUCGACGAAAAUCUCGUAAACCGAUUAAAAUUACACAAGAAUUGGUAAAUGAUAAUGAAAAUAAAACUUCACAAAUUGAUGAAGAUAUACAAUCGAUUGAUUAUAUUGAUGACGAUGAUGAAAUAACGGCAACAACAACAACAACAACACAUUCCAUCAAUAAUGCAUAUACAACGAAUAUAAGUCUUCCAAAUGAUGAUGAAUCUCAUUCAAAUACAAUCGAUAUCGAUGCUACUAAUGAUUCUAGUACAACUAAUGGGAAAACAUCAUUGCCCGAUUGGUUAGAACCAGUACGCAGUGCAUCUCCAACAAACGAUGAUAAUGAUUCUUGUUCAUUAUCAUCACCAACAAUAUUGAAUAAUUCGAACAGUGAAAUUAUUUCUGAACCAUUUGUAACUGUAACACAUCGUCGUCGUAUAAUAAAAGAACGUCGGCAAGAUAAUAAUUCAUUAAUAUCAUCGCGAUCGUCUCGUCUACCAAUAUCUUCGAAUACUAAUGAUAAACGUCGUUUUCAACCAUCAACACAAAACGGAAUUGCACGUCCAAAUAUACGUAAUAGUCUUUCGAAUAUAAAACCAUUUAUUUCUACAACAACAAAAGAAGAAAAUAAAAUUGUAAAUUCUUCUUCGCCUCCUCUAUCGUCACAGGCAGUAUCUCAAACAUCAGUGCAGCCACUAACGUCAACACAACCACCGACAUCAUCCGUAUCGAAUCAUGUUACUGAACAAUCGUCACCUCGAUUAUCAUCUCAUUCCUCUUCCUCUUCAUUGCCAUCGUUAGUUAAACGACAAUCAAAACCUCCGCCUGUAGUUUUUCUAAAUAAAUCUAUAGACAUUGAAUUAAAUGAUGUUUCAUUUGGUUUCGAUGUUGAAAAUUCAACAUCGGAUAAACCCAAAACACCAACACCAUCACCUGUACCUGAUGAAAAGGAACAUCAAGUAGAAUCAAAUGAUAAUUCAUCAUUUACACCAGUAAAUGAUCCAUCAGUAAAUUCGAAACCUUCGUCUCGACGUUCUAAUCAACAACAUCGAAAUAAUCGUGGACUUUUAUUUUAUUCUGGUUCCGAUAUUCGUCCGCAACAACAUCAUAGAAAUUAUCCAUCACAAUCAUCUUAUAUUGAUCCUCUACUUCUUCUACAAUACAAUCAACAACGUUAUGCUGCUAAUUAUUCUCAACAAUUAGCCUACAUGAAUUUACUUCGUACACAAUAUUUACCAUCUCAAUCACAAUAUGUUCUUAUUCCAACAACGUAUGCAGCAACAGCAGCUCCUAGUGAUACCAAUCAAGAUGAAACAACUCUUGAAGAUGAACCUAAUCAAACAUCAGAACAAACUCAAGAGCCGUUACUUGUUUACGCAACACAAGCCGGUCCAGUUUAUCUACAGCCAACUAAAAAACCCUAUUAUGAUCUUGAACAAUUACAAGCAUCAACAGUUUAUCCAUCACAAUAUUUUUACUCACCUCAAACACAACAUAUGAUUCCACCACCUACAGCCUAUUUUCAACCAAUACCAUCGUCGUCGUUAUUAAUUGAUGCUAAAUCUCAACAUGAUGAUACUGAUGAAGAGGAAGACAACAAUUAUGAAAAGUCAACAAGCUUAUUUCAUCAAGCACAAAAACAACAACAAUCAUCAUCUCAUAUUAUGUCAAAUGCAUUGCAACUUGUUUACAGUCAAGAAAAACGAAAUGCUCAAACAGAUUGUUUUAAUCUUGAUCAAUUAACUGCUUAUUUAGCAAUGAAAUGGACAGAUAAUAUGAAUCAUUAUGAGCAAGGUAAAAAUUUCAAACGAAAUCAUCUUCCUAUUAAUCGAAAAAUCUUCAAUAGAAUUAGCUUCGAUCAAUUCCAUGUAGAAAUAGAGAAGCUUCCGAUUGUCAGAACAACUCCAUAG
Rotaria socialis is the source of this 3549-nucleotide messenger RNA. NCBI's taxonomy places the organism in Eukaryota, Metazoa, Rotifera, Eurotatoria, Philodinida, Philodinidae. The record is from the annotation of a GenBank genome assembly.